This is a messenger RNA of Neurospora hispaniola, 3087 nucleotides long. Its product is annotated as P-loop containing nucleoside triphosphate hydrolase protein. Gene Ontology annotation, molecular function: hydrolase activity; ATP binding; DNA binding. The coding region runs from base 1 to 3087 and encodes 1028 amino acids. The record is from RefSeq and is a predicted model, not a curated record. The transcript is spliced from 7 exons. Gene Ontology annotation, biological process: recombinational repair. Gene Ontology annotation, cellular component: nucleus. NCBI's taxonomy places the organism in Eukaryota, Fungi, Ascomycota, Sordariomycetes, Sordariales, Sordariaceae.
AUGUCUCCUCCCUCCGCGCCGCCAAAACACUCCAUCCUCGACAGCUUAAACAAUGCCCAGGCACGCGCCGUGACUUCGGAUGCUGCCACUACACACACCCUUACCUCCCGAGUGGUCUGGUUGGUGGACCAUGUCGGCUACCAACCACAAGAUGUCGUUGUCGCGACAUUCACCGUCAAGGCUGCGCGGGAAAUGAAGGAGCGCAUUGGAAAGGCUCUGGGAAACGGCCGCGAAAACAAGAUCAUUCUGGGCACAUUCCACAGCAUUGCUCGACGCUACCUUGCUGCGUAUGGCCGCCACAUUGGACUGAGCGAAAAGUUCAGCAUUGCCGACGAUAACGACUCGAGAUCCAUCAUCACGAGAAUAUGCAAAAGGCUACAACUGGGUCUUGAUCCACCAAUGGCAAAGGCCUGGAUAAGCAAGAAGAAAGCCAAGGGAAUGGAACCCAGUCCUUCCUCUUUGCCCCUACCGCCAAAGAAGCAGCCGAUACAGCAAGGUCAGCGGGAUCUGGAGGUGUGCUAUACCGAAUACCAGACGCACUUGGAACGAUCAAACUUGCUAGACUAUGACGAUCUGCUGGUCCGGUGCGUGGAACUUCUUCGCAAGUUCCCAUCUUGUGUGUCUAAUAUACAGACGGUCCUGAUCGACGAAUACCAGGACACGAACGGCGUGCAAUACGAGCUUAUGCGACUGCUUGCCCAAAAGCAUCAAAGAAUUACAAUUGUCGGCGACCCAGAUCAGAGUAUUUACGGAUGGCGCUCGGCCGAGAUCAAGAACUUGUGGAGACUUCUCCGCGAUUAUCCGAAAACUGACGAGAUUUCGCUCGAAGAGAACUACCGCUCGUCCCAAGCUAUCCUCGACUUAUCACUGCUAGUGAUUCAGCAGGAUAAGAAAAGAUAUCAAAAGGUCUUGAAACCAGUCCAUGACAGAGGCUCCCGUCCUUGGAUCGUCGCCGAGAUACGCCGUGCGCUUCUCAUGUCGGGGUCAAUGCUGACCCAUAACGAUGUGGCUAUUCUUCUGCGCUCAGCAUCGCUGUCAAGGCACGUCGAAAGUGUCCUCGGCAAAGCAGGAAUUCCUUACCGCAUGGUUGGCGGUUUCAAGUUUUACGAGCGUUCAGAGAUCAAGACUAUUCUUGAUUAUCUACGAGUCAUCCAUCAGCCCGACAACAAUGAUGCGUUUGGGAGGAUCAUGAACGUUCCCAAGCGAGGCAUAGGCGACGGCACUGUUAAAAACCUUAUCGAAGAAGCAGAGAAGUCAUCUCUCAGUCUUUACAGUCUCCUUGUCAAGCAUUGCCGGGGGGACCGUACUGCCAAGACCAAGAUCACCAAGCAUGCCGAACAGAAAAUUAGUGGUGAACUGAUUCGCAUGUUGAAUGGGAUACGGAAGAAGAUGGAAGAUGCUGCAGAGAGCAACCCUUUUGGCCUGGUCGAUUUGAUUGAGCAUUUGCUAACAGCCUUGAACUUCCAAAAUUACCUUCAAGUUACAUAUCCUGAUGACCACGAGCAAAGAUGGGCCAACGUCCAGGAGUUCAUUAGUCUUGCCAAUGACUUUGUGCAAGACCUACACAGGUCUGGCGAGGAUGCUCUUCCAGAAAUCGAGGGGCUUGAACAGUCAAAGGAGGAGGAAGUUCUCCCGCAAUUCUUGGCCAAUGUGUCACUCGCCUCCGAUGCUCAAAAGGGAGAAGAGGGUGAGGAGAGUCUUGAAUGGCCUAUUGUCUUCAUACCAGCAGUCUACAAUGGCUCUAUCCCGCAUAUGCGGUCCGAAGACGGAGAUGAAGAGCGAAGAUUGCUAUACGUCGCCAUGACACGGGCUCAAUCCUUGCUAUACCUCAGCUAUCCGGUGUAUAACAGUCCAGGGAGUAGCGAACGUACCGAACUGUCUUCGUUUAAGGGCCCUACUUUCGAACGGCCACUCAUGACCCAUAUCGCCAAGGUGCUCCAACGCGAGCUACCUUCAGAAAAGGAAAUCUUCAAGGGGAUCCCCAACAUGUCCCAUACCGAGGAUAACAUUGGACAGGGCUUUGACUCGUCAAGAUCAAAACGUCCCAAGCUCUACAACCCAGUGGCGAUAUCAACUGGAGACGGACACGAAGAACCUCAAUGGGCAAAGCCACACGCUACCACAAUGGACCAAGCGUCAACCUUCACCAUGGCUUCCCUCCCUGGCUUUGUCAACGCAGCCGUCCAUCAAGCAGCUAUCACCGCAGCGGCCAACGCCAGCGCCGCUGCCGCCUUGGAAGCCAGAGCCAACAAGGCCUCAGCUUCAUCAGGCAUCAAGCGAGGUACGAACAAGCGACCAGCCGACCAAAAGAGCAUUCUCGGAUUUGUUAAGAACAAUUUCGAGCCCGCCACCGGUGCCGGUUCAUCCAUCACUUCCGCCUCUACCACCACCAACCGCUUAUCCCGUAACCCAUCCCACCCCUCAAACCACAAUCACAACCCCUCAGCCCGAACCCUCACUAGCGCUGGCAGCCUCCAAAGAGCUCAAAGCCACCCUUCUAAACCCUCUGUCCCCGCCAUUACCACAGGUAUAGCCCCUGAACUUGCCUCCCAUAGGCUGGGAAGCAGUCGUGGUCUGAAUCUCAACGUCACUCGUCCUCCUUCUCUACAACCAUCCAAAGAUUCCUCUUCUGCGUCAUCUUUUCACUAUAAAAAGCAAUAUGUCUGUUUUUCGAGCUCGCCCACGAGGCCUGAACCCGACGAUACCAUAUCGGCUCCGCCAAAAUCAGCGGCAGGAGGAGACGAAGACGAAGCGGAGGAAAACGAACAGCCGCCUACUCCUACGAGGCCGGCGGGGAGUUUACAUGUGACUACUUGCCAUAAUGUCUUGCCGACGGGGUUGGGUGGGUACCCUGGAAAACGGAAAGCGGGAGGAGGGGCGGCGGGAGUGGUGAGGAAGCCGGUGGGGUUGGCGAGGUUGGGUGGGACGGAGGGGAUGGGGACAAUUAAACCGAUGGAGAGGUUGAUGAAGCCUUUUAAGCCUUUGACUAUGAAUCGGGCUGGAGGUUCAGGGGUUGGUGGUGGGGGUGGUGGGAACGGAAGUACGAUGGGGAGACCGGGAUUGCAAAGGCCUGGGAUGGGGAGGUGA